Messenger RNA from Corticium candelabrum, 578 nucleotides. RefSeq names its product small ribosomal subunit protein uS9-like. Gene Ontology annotation, cellular component: cytosolic small ribosomal subunit; ribosome. Gene Ontology annotation, molecular function: RNA binding; structural constituent of ribosome. Gene Ontology annotation, biological process: maturation of SSU-rRNA from tricistronic rRNA transcript (SSU-rRNA, 5.8S rRNA, LSU-rRNA); translation. Lineage: Eukaryota; Metazoa; Porifera; Homoscleromorpha; Homosclerophorida; Plakinidae. Bases 71 to 523 code for a protein of 150 amino acids. The transcript has 5 exons. The record is from RefSeq and is a predicted model, not a curated record.
AUACGCGUUCGCCACGUGCUCGUUCGAGUUUCCACUUUGUUGUAAUUCGUGUGCGUAAAGGGAGGUCACUAUGCAGUCUCAACCACAACAACCUGUGUCGAAACAGUCGGUGCAAGUGUUUGGUAGAAAGAAAACCGCUACUGCGGUAGCUUACUGCAAGUCUGGCAAGGGCAUGGUCCGUGUGAACGGAGUACCGCUUGAGCAUGUGGAGCCGUCGACAUUGAGAGUCAAGGUGGAAGAGCCGAUUUUGUUGCUGGGAAAGGAUCGUUUUGCUGGCGUAGACAUGAGAGUGAGAGUAAAGGGAGGCGGACACAUAUCACAAAUCUAUGCCAUUCGUCAGGCAAUUUCUAAGGCUCUCGUUGCAUACUAUCAAAAGUAUGUUGAUGAGGCUUCAAAGAAGGAGAUCAAGGACAUACUGACGAGGUAUGACAGGACUCUACUGGUUGCUGAUCCGAGACGAUGUGAGCCGAAGAAGUUUGGCGGUCCGGGAGCAAGGUCUCGCUACCAAAAGUCCUACCGUUAGAGAGCAGACUCUAGUUGCUUCUUUAUAUCAAUAUAAUACAUGAAUACUUGAACAA